Messenger RNA from Symbiodinium natans, 438 nucleotides. NCBI's taxonomy places the organism in Eukaryota, Dinophyceae, Suessiales, Symbiodiniaceae. The record is from the annotation of a GenBank genome assembly.
AUGCACUUCGACCAUCGUGAAGACAUCAACCGUUAUGGGGCCUUGGUGCAGGCCUACGUGGUUGCCGAGGACAUCGGGGCUGCGGAGCGUGUGUUCACCGAGCACCAUGCGACGGACGCAAACAACAGAAACAACACCUUCGCGCACAACACCUUGUUGAAGGCCUACGUGCAGAAGGGGCAGGUGCAGAAGGCCGAAGAACUGUUCAAGCAGAUGAGGAAGGUAAGACCCGAUGCCACGACGUACCUGCAGAUGAUCCGCGCCGCCGCGUCGGUCGCUGAUCCGGAAGGCCAUGACAAACAAAUGGAAACCCCGAAGUCGACCAGGCCAUGCCCAGUGUUGGGCAGGGAGAGCCUCCCCCUGGUGUCGGCUGGGGUCGGCGGAUUUCGUUUGAACCAACUUAUUCCUCUCGAUUUUGCUUGCGCAGCAAUGACAUAG